UCGUCUCAUUUAAUGGUUGGUGUCUGAGCGUACUCUGCUGGAAUCUCUUUCCUCCCCCGGUUCAUUCGCUUAACCGCCAUGGACGAUCUACCUGAAGGGGAUUUCCCGGAUUGGGAAAUCCUUCCAAGUCACGACCGCUGUAUUGCAUCCCCUCCCCAUGAACCCCAAGAUCAUCAGAACUCGGGGUUCGUUGAAGACGAUUCUCAUGGUAUAAUCAAACCCUUGUAUUUCUCUUCCGACCCCGCCGUCAAUUUCUUGGGGGUUCAGGAGGCCUCCGAGGGAGAUACUUCGGGAGCUGACCCAGAGCCCGACGAUCCCAUGUGGGUCGAUCCUUGUUUGGAGUCUUGCCUCAGGGAGAGGGUCGUGGAAAUGGAUGAAUCGGAGGAAGAGAAGCCAGAGAAAUCGUCCGAGUCCGGCGAUUCCCUGCCGGAAAAUCAUGUUUUCGAGCCGGAAAGGAUGGAGGUCGAAGCGGUCGCUGGUUGCAACGAGGAAAGUAAGGAGGUCGGAAGCGGGUUGGAACCCGGAGGCCUCGAAGAGAAAGAGUUCCGAGUUGUUGGACGGGAAAGCAAGGUGAGGUCCUGGUGGAGAGUCUCCUUCGAACUCAUGAAAGUUUUUGUCUUGAGGUCGAGCCCGUUCUGGUCACUCUCCGUCGGUGUUGUAGCGAUGGGAGUUCUUAUACUCGGAAGAAGAUGGUACAAAGCUAAACGCAAGGCUCAGAGUUCAAUCAAGGUCUGCGUUGAGGAUAAGCAGAAGGUUUCUCAGUUUAUGGUACAAGCAGCACGACUCAAUGAAGCAUUUUCUGUAGUAAGGCGAGUCCCUGCCAUCCGAUCAUCACUGCUGCCUUCAGGUGUAUCUCCAUGGCCAGUGAUUGGAUUGAGAUAAGAUACUUUGUGCUACAGCUUCGGCAACAUAGACAAGCAUUUUACACGGUGAAUUUUUUUCCCUCAUCUGAUUGUACUUGUUGCCAAAGGUAGUAGUCAGUAAUUAAAUAGAAAUGGAAAGGAUGCUUUCAUCAGCAAAUUGCAUUUGUACUAAGGGACAUGUCUACGACUUUUGGUGCUUUCUUAUCUUUGUAAUAUAUCUGGUUUGGCUGUGGUUGUGAUGGUGAAAUGUAGUGUUCAGCAGUGACACUUUAGUGCUUGUCUGUUUCCUCAACUAAAAGUUGUUGAGCGACUACUUAUCAAACUUGAGACCUUACGGUCAUAAAAUAGGGAACAUACUUGUGGAUAAGGAACAAGUGGUAAGGUGAUGGCUUUCUUUUUA
This is a messenger RNA of Nymphaea colorata (pocket water lily), 1263 nucleotides long. Its product is annotated as ATG8-interacting protein 2-like. The transcript has 2 exons. The coding region runs from base 79 to 882 and encodes 267 amino acids. The record is from RefSeq and is a predicted model, not a curated record. Lineage: Eukaryota; Viridiplantae; Streptophyta; Magnoliopsida; Nymphaeales; Nymphaeaceae.